Molecule: messenger RNA, 1203 nt
Organism: Meloidogyne enterolobii
Lineage: Eukaryota; Metazoa; Nematoda; Chromadorea; Rhabditida; Meloidogynidae
Source: the annotation of a GenBank genome assembly
AUGACAGAAAUUUUGGGUUUACGCCGUCAAUCGACAGGGAAUGAAGUAAUUAAUUCAGUUAAAAUAAAGAAUAAUAAUUAUCGUUCAUUCACUCAAAGUGCCCAUCAAUCUAUAGAAAUGUGUGAACAAUUCAAUUCCUUCAAAGAAGAAAAUAAAAUAAUUAAAAAUAAUAAAAAUACUUCCUCGCUUCCACAAAUUGAAAUAAAUGGAGUUAAUCAGGAAAAGGAAAUUAAUGAGGAAAAAAAAAAUAAUUUUGAUAUUCGACUAAAUACAGAAAUUUAUUUAGAAAUUAAUUCUUUAAAUAAUCAGAAAGGAGAAAGUGAAAAUUCUUCAGUAAUCCCUUUAUAUUUUAAACAUAAGGCCCAAAAAGUUGAUUCACGCAAAAUAGCUGCCAAAAAGCGUCUUGAAAGGGGCCAAACAACUAGUGGUUCUGAUAAUUCCUCACAAAAUGCCAAAAAAUCAUCAUUCUCAGAAAGAACACUUGCCAAAUCAUUAGAUAAUAAACACACAGACAAUAAUUUUUUAUUUGAUUUAAAACCUUUACAAUCAAAUAUAAAAUGUUCUCCCAAUCAUCAUUCACAGCAACGUUUGGGAAGUGUUGGAAAUGUUUUUGGAUUAAUUAAUUUAAAUAAUCGUUUAUUUUCUUCGAAUAUUGAAAUUAAUAUUUUAAAUUUUGAGCAAUCAGAAAUAAUACAAAAAACUUGGUUAUUAGCUAAUGAAAAAAUUAGACUUUUUGCUGGGCCAGAUAGAAGCUUUGCUUUUUUUACUUUUGAUAGAAUAUUUGAAAGAGCGCCUGAAUUAAAAUCUCUUUUUGGAAUAUCCCCAAAUAUUUCAAUUUUUGAAUUGGAUGAAAAUCAAUGGGAUCAACAUCCAUUUUCUAGACAUGUUCGGAUAUUUAAUAAUAUAUUAGAUUUAUCUGUUAGAAAUUCUGCCGAAUUGGAAAAAGAAAUGCUUCCCGUACUUUUUGCUUAUGGACAAAGGCAUUAUAGAGCAAAUAUUAAAGACCAUUUUAACGAAAAAACUGUUCGAUUAUUUUGUAGUCAAAUAAUCGGAACUUUAUGCGAUUUACUAGAUAAAAAAUUAAAUUUGUUUGCUCAAGAAGCCUGGAUUGAAAUGGUUACAUAUUUGGGAAGAGCAUUGCUUUCUGGGUUUGAACAUGAACGGCAAAAAAGAAAAAAAUUUCCUUUACCAAAGAAUUAUUAA